UGCAGUUGCGAGUUGCUAGUUGUAGCCAAACUCACUUAGCAGCUGACAAUGACAGUCGCCUGCCUUUCUUCUCCCGCACCACCAGCAGCACCACCACCACCACCUGCAGCAGUUGCAGCACCACCACGAUUACCACCACCCCCUUCAAGUUCACCUGCGUUAAUAGCCGCCUGGCAGCCAAGUGUCUGGGAAAGGCUUUGCCCAGUUGCCUAAACGACAUUGUCACUUGCGGUUGGUUGGGCGCACCAUCUCCUGCUGCUCGUACAUCCUGCACGUCCUGUUCGUCCUGUUCGUCCUGAUCGUCCUGUUUGCGGCUUCUGCAGUCGAGUUGCCAUCGGCUUAUGGCAGCUUGAGCAGCAGCGACAAUGUGCCACGCUGCUGCUGCUGCACUGUGUAGUGAUAAACAUGCGCGCUUUUCGGCACAAAUCAAUUAGCAAUUGAAUAUUGGCGAACUCAAAGACGCAAAUAAGCAAAGACGGCGCAAAUGUCCGACGGCCAAAUGACAAAUCAACUGAAUGUGCAACAGCAGGAACAGCAUCCGCUGCUGUCAGCCAUCAACGGAAAUAAUUAUGCUCAAACGCAGCGUGUGCAUUACUAUCCCAACCACUACAGCCCGAGUCACUACUUGCCGGGCCAUUACCACCAAGGACACCAAGGAUACCCAGGAUACCCAGGAUACCAGGGGCAGCAGGGACGACCAACGCUCCUGGCGGCCGCCAGCAGCCACAACGGUGCUUAUGCGGCCACGGCGGCUGGCAGCGGACACUCCGGCUACGGCGGCAUCGAGCCAUCCGUGGAGUACGAGUUGGACCAUGACCCCACCUCCUUCCAUCCCAGCAGUGCGGGCAGUGGUCCCGCAUAUCCAUCUGCCCACCAUUCGCCGCCGCAACCACCACCACCGCCGCCUCCGUCCACCAAAUCGUCAAAGAAAUCGAAGAAGAGCAACGGCUCGGUGAUGAACGCACUGACGCUGCUCUCGUUCUUCUUCUUUGUGAACAUGCUGCAGAACUGCCUGAAGGAUCACAUGGCGGACAUGAAUCCCACCGUGAUGGUGCUCACAGCCAGCGGCACUCGCAACCGUUUCAACAAAUUAGCCGAGAUGAAUUCACGCGAACAGACCUCCUCCACCACGGCCACCGAAUCGGUAACAUCAGCGUCAGCGGCAGCGGCAUCAUCUUGGAAUCAUCAGGCGGCGGCGGCUGCUUUAGUUCCGGCCGUGGAGCCCAGUCCAUUGCCGCCCUCCAUUGUUACGCCCACGGUGGUGCUGCAAUCGCCCUACGGCGGUCACACGGAGAUGGCCAAUAAUAAGAGAAGACCACCACACCACCGCCAGCCAACGGAGUACCACCACUCGCAUACCCACGAUUAUCGGCCCAAUGAUGAUGAUGUUUAUAAUUACCAUGGGCAGCGCAGACCACCGCCUCAGACCUUCUCCACCAGCGGCAAUGAUGCCGAUUUCUAUCCUAAUCGCACACACAUCGACCACUCAUCCCGGCCCGACUUUGAAUCGGACUCCAACUCCAACUCCAACUGGAACUCGAACUCAAACUCGGACGCGGGCGGCGAUUACUAUCAGCACCACUACAACCCGUAUGCCGGUAUGGCGGCGACCAGCCACCGGAGGCAUCCUUGGUCUUAUGGCAGGCAGCGUUACUCAUCCGCACCGUGGUCUUCAGCUUCGUUGGGCGCUCAGUCGGGCGUGAGCUCUUACUUGGAUAAUGCCCAGCGCCGGCAAGGUGAUGAUGAUGACGAUGCUCAUGGUUAUGGCGAUGGCCACAGGGAUAGGAAUACGAAUAGGAAUAGGAAUAGGAAUGGGGAUGGGGAUGGGGAUGGGAAUGCAGAUGCGUACUGGGAUGAGGAUGAUGAUGAUGAGGAUGAGGAUGGUCAGCAGCGGCGACGCAGCGAUGCUUUCUAUACUCGCACACGCAUUAAUUGAAUGCAAGAAUUCCGCGCACAUUUCCAUGUUGCAUGGUGGGGAUGUGCUGCAUUAACCCAUUGCACACAACAAAAAAACGUGGGGGUGGCAUUAUGUGGAUGGGUAAAACGAUUUGAAUGGUUUUUCUUUUUUAGCACAGCUAAAGCAGCGUUUAUGGCUUAUGGCUUUUAACAUGCUGCAAAUAUUAACUACACUUUGCUGGCAAUUUAAAAACUCAAAUACUAAAUUUAAGUAACUUCAAUUGCUGAUUUUUAGAUAAAGUUUUGCUUUAAUUGUUAGCUUUCAGAUAAAGUUUAGCUUUUAUUGUUAAU
Drosophila yakuba is the source of this 2247-nucleotide messenger RNA. RefSeq lists its product as uncharacterized. The coding region runs from base 485 to 1936 and encodes 483 amino acids. The record is from RefSeq and is a predicted model, not a curated record. The transcript has 3 exons. Lineage: Eukaryota; Metazoa; Arthropoda; Insecta; Diptera; Drosophilidae.